Molecule: messenger RNA, 1147 nt
Organism: Brassica oleracea var. oleracea
Lineage: Eukaryota; Viridiplantae; Streptophyta; Magnoliopsida; Brassicales; Brassicaceae
Exons: 4
Coding region: 191-880 (229 amino acids)
Source: RefSeq, a predicted model, not a curated record
UCUUUUCUCUUCGCUUCUUCUCUCUAAACCCACUCUGCAAAGGACCCCCCAUCUCUCUCUACUCUCUCGCUUUCUUAAACCCUUGUCCUUUCUCACAUUCUCUCUCUACAAUCCUUUUAACCUAUUUCUACAAAAGUUCUGGGAUUGAUUCUGAAAAGCCAGAUCCUUUACCGCAUUCCAAAUUCCAAAAAUGGCGAUUGAAGACAACAGGAACCCAAAUCAAGAAAUCAAGCCUAAGAGCAGAAGAAUCAUUGGAGGUGGUGGACCAGAGGAAGAAGAGAACCAGUGGCCUCCAUGGCUGAAACCAUUACUGAAAGAAAACUUCUUUGUUCUAUGCAACUUUCAUGGACACUCACCUAAAAACGAAUGCAACAUGUAUUGUUUGGACUGCACCAAUGGCUCGCUUUGCUCUCUCUGUCUUGAACACCACAAGGAUCAUCGUACCAUCCAGAUAAGGAGAUUGUCGUAUCACCAUGUUAUAAGGGUCAACGAGAUUCAGAUGCAUUUAGAUAUCUUGAGCGUUCAGACUUAUGUGAACAACAGCGCAAAGGUUGUGUUUUUGAAUGAAAGGCCUCAGCUUGAGCGCGUUAGAGGAGUUAGAGUUACUAAUGCCUGCGAUGUCUGUUCUCGUGGCCUUGCUGACGAUUGCUUUUGCUUCUGCUCUCUUGGCUGCAAGGUAGCAGGAACUUCUAGAAGCUUUGAGAAGGGACGGGAGCAUACAGUAAUGGAAUCAGAGAAUUCGAGCAACAUUUCAGGAGUAGAGGAUAAUGACAUUCCAAAGCCACAGAGUGUAAACGCAUCAACACCACAACUUCCUACUUCUACUUCUUUGAGAAAAAGACCAAGAAAGGCUAUCCCUCAACGAUCUCCACUGCAAUGAGGUUAGAUCGCAAUGACGAAGAAGGUUGUAUUACAUUCCAAGGCUUCUUAUUAUAUAUUAGACAUCCUGAAAAGAGAUAGUAGCUCAAUACAAGACACAACAUAAAUGGUUUUAACAUUGGUCUUACUCCAAAGGAGGGCCUUAGGUUCGUAGUCAUCGAAUUAGUAAGUGUUAUAUAUAUGAUAUCUCAAUGUGAUGAUGCAAAUGAGGCUAGACAAGGAGUAAACAAGACACAGCAUAAAAGGCUGAGAGGUUUACGCUCUCACA